ACAACUUUGUCCUCUCCCUUCACUAUAUAAACCACCAUUUCCAAAGCUCGUAGUCCUCACCCCACACUCUUCCCAUUACUCCACUCUCUCAACUUCCGAUCGAGUCAGGCUUCUGUUCUAUCGCCGGAAGUUCUGCUUACAACUGGUCGCUGUAUUACUCGUUGAGAGAAAAUAUGAGGGAAAUACUUCACAUUCAAGGUGGGCAAUGCGGCAAUCAGAUUGGAUCCAAGUUCUGGGAAGUCGUCUGCGACGAGCAUGGCAUAGACCCAACCGGUAGGUACACCGGGAAUUCCGAUCUUCAACUGGAGCGCGUCAAUGUGUACUACAACGAGGCCUCCUGUGGACGGUUCGUCCCUCGUGCGGUGCUCAUGGAUUUGGAGCCCGGUACCAUGGAUAGCGUGAGGACCAGUCCCUAUGGCCAGAUAUUCAGGCCCGAUAACUUUGUUUUCGGGCAAUCUGGUGCCGGGAACAACUGGGCGAAGGGGCAUUACACCGAAGGAGCGGAGCUCAUUGAUGCCGUUCUUGAUGUUGUACGAAAGGAGGCUGAGAACUGUGAUUGUCUUCAGGGUUUUCAAGUAUGCCACUCACUCGGAGGAGGAACCGGUUCUGGGAUGGGGACUCUGCUUAUUUCGAAGAUCAGGGAAGAGUACCCUGAUCGAAUGAUGCUUACUUUCUCUGUGUUCCCUUCACCAAAGGUAUCAGAUACAGUUGUGGAGCCAUACAAUGCCACUCUUUCUGUUCACCAGCUUGUUGAGAAUGCAGAUGAGUGCAUGGUGUUGGACAACGAGGCCUUGUACGAUAUUUGUUUCAGGACUCUGAAGCUAACCACUCCAAGCUUUGGUGAUCUGAACCAUCUGAUCUCUGCAACCAUGAGCGGUGUUACAUGCUGCCUAAGGUUCCCUGGCCAGCUUAACUCUGACCUCCGGAAACUUGCAGUGAACCUUAUUCCCUUCCCACGUCUGCACUUCUUUAUGGUUGGAUUUGCUCCUCUUACCUCACGUGGAUCUCAGCAGUACCGUGCUCUAACUGUCCCAGAACUCACCCAGCAAAUGUGGGAUGCGAAGAACAUGAUGUGUGCAGCGGACCCACGACAUGGUCGCUACCUCACAGCUUCAGCCAUGUUCAGGGGCAAGAUGAGUACUAAAGAAGUGGAUGAACAGAUGAUCAAUGUUCAGAAUAAGAAUUCUUCCUACUUUGUUGAGUGGAUCCCGAACAAUGUGAAAUCAAGUGUCUGUGACAUUCCACCAAGAGGCCUCUCUAUGGCAUCGACCUUUAUUGGCAACUCCACCUCUAUUCAGGAGAUGUUUAGGCGGGUGAGCGAGCAGUUCACAGCUAUGUUCAGGAGGAAGGCUUUCUUGCACUGGUACACUGGGGAAGGGAUGGAUGAAAUGGAGUUCACUGAGGCUGAAAGCAACAUGAACGACCUUGUAUCUGAAUACCAGCAGUACCAAGAUGCCACAGCUGAGGAGGAGCUGGAGUAUGAGGAUGAGGAGGAAGGUGUGCAGGAGACUUGAGAAAUUUAAAAGCUUUUUACUAUUGCAUUAAAGAUAUAUAUAUGGUGGCUAAAAAUCCAGUACUGAUUAUUCGUGAGAUGGUUUGAUUGGUCCAAUAUUAAUUAGUUAAUGGGAGAGGAGGUUGUGCAUGUUUGAUUUCUGGGUUUGCUUCUAUAUCCGUUUUUAUUAUGGAAUUUAGCAAUAUAUAUUCUAUAUUUGAAGUUAUUCCAUGCCUC
Juglans regia (Persian walnut) is the source of this 1729-nucleotide messenger RNA. Its product is annotated as tubulin beta-4 chain. Gene Ontology annotation, cellular component: cytoplasm; microtubule. Bases 174 to 1514 code for a protein of 446 amino acids. NCBI's taxonomy places the organism in Eukaryota, Viridiplantae, Streptophyta, Magnoliopsida, Fagales, Juglandaceae. The record is from RefSeq and is a predicted model, not a curated record. Gene Ontology annotation, molecular function: GTP binding; GTPase activity; structural constituent of cytoskeleton. The transcript has 4 exons. Gene Ontology annotation, biological process: microtubule cytoskeleton organization; mitotic cell cycle.